Opisthorchis viverrini is the source of this 1563-nucleotide messenger RNA. RefSeq lists its product as hypothetical. Gene Ontology annotation, molecular function: NAD+ nucleosidase activity; signaling adaptor activity; protein binding. Lineage: Eukaryota; Metazoa; Platyhelminthes; Trematoda; Opisthorchiida; Opisthorchiidae. Gene Ontology annotation, cellular component: dendrite. Gene Ontology annotation, biological process: negative regulation of MyD88-independent toll-like receptor signaling pathway; signal transduction; response to axon injury. Bases 53 to 1300 code for a protein of 415 amino acids. The transcript is spliced from 6 exons. The record is from RefSeq and is a predicted model, not a curated record.
CACAGCCACGGAGAGUGAGCUUCCGUUAGAAACGGGACCGGAUGAUGCGGUGAUGAACGAGGCAUUCAACAAGCUGUAUCAAAUUGCAUGUAGUAUUGACCCGUUGGAAUCGGAACUUGGCUUCGCUACUUUGAAGAUUUGCGGAAAAGAGUUACCUCAUCGUUUAACUCCCUAUGUUCCCUCGUGGUCCGCUUCCGAUGUUUGUUUCUGGCUCGACCGGGUUGGAUUCAAAGAAUUGUCUGAAUUAUUUAUCCAGAUGAACAUAGAUGGCGACGUCCUGUUGAGCCUUGACGAUUUCCAUUUGCAACACGGCCUGAACAUCUCCAAUUCAAUUACCCGAUUGAAGUUUUUGCAGUCACUCGCUAGACUAAAAUUACAGGCCGACUACUCCUCGAUCGAUCACACCAACUUGGCUGAAUGGCUACUUUGGGCCGCCACACUGAUCCCGAAAUCCAAGCGAAAGAAGGAUACAUGGUCAACAAAAGUCUCAUCGGGUGAUCAACUGGAAUUGACAUUCAGUUCUGGAAAGUCACAUGCUCUCAGAAUCGAACCCAGUCGAAAUCUCCGACAGUACACCCAUAACCUAAUCGCAGCGGGUGUGGAUCGCAUGCAUCUCGCCCAACUAACAAACGAUACGCUGUUAAAUGAUUGUCAUAUAGCCAAUGGUCUCCAUCGUGCACAAAUUCUGGUCGGCGUACAAAUUUACCCGUAUUUCGGUGCUUUAAACUUGUCUUGCGCUUUCCAAGUCCUUCAGUCAGGUGGAGUGGAUUCGGAAAACGCGCCAACGCCAGACUGCUCAGAUCGCAGGGAAAUCUCCAACCGAGAGCUGGAUGUCUUCAUAUCCUAUCGUCGUUCGACCGGUGAUCGGCUCGCAAGUCUUGUCCGUGCACAUUUACUGGCUCGUAACUACACGGUGUUCCUUGAUGUUCUUAGUAUGCCUGCAGGAAAGUUCACCGAGUCUAUUCGGGCUGCUAUUUAUAACUCGAACAACUAUAUUCUUGUGCUUACAAACGGCUGUUUAGAUCGGUGUCGGAAUGACCACAAGUGUGAAGACUGGAUUCAUCGUGAAAUUGUUUGGGCGAUGGAAUACAACUGUAACAUUAUUCCAGUAUUUGACGGCAAUUUCGAGUGGCCGAACCCAGAAGAAUUACCCGAAGAUAUGCGACAGAUCCAAACUUAUCAUGGAAUAACAUGGAGACAUGACUACCAAGAUGCGUGGGUGAGCGAACUGGAAAGACUGAUGAAAGUACAACGCGGUUUCCGUCAGCGAUCCGACAACACCGAACCACGCAGUAGUUAGUUGACCGGACAGCUGGCUAUCAACUAAUGAGCACACAGAUGAUUGUUUAUGAACCUGUAACAAGUAGAACGGACCUCCGAAGUUCCAACUAAUUUAUGCCCAUGCUCCAACAACUGUCCAAGUUUUUCAUUCUGUGCUUCUUUAUCGUCACCGUUAUAUGUUCUCCCGAAGGAGGGUGCAAUAUUUCGACCAACGAUCUCUUCUAUGGUACCUUUUUCUGAUUUUGUUCUUUUGACUUGAUAUUCAUCACUCAUGUACCAAAC